Molecule: messenger RNA, 1377 nt
Organism: Penicillium subrubescens
Lineage: Eukaryota; Fungi; Ascomycota; Eurotiomycetes; Eurotiales; Aspergillaceae
Product: putative inositol 5-phosphatase
Exons: 1
Coding region: 1-1377 (458 amino acids)
Biological process (GO): phosphatidylinositol dephosphorylation
Molecular function (GO): phosphatidylinositol-4,5-bisphosphate 5-phosphatase activity
Source: RefSeq, a predicted model, not a curated record
AUGGAAGAGCUGAACCUUUACAUUUUAACCUCAAACUGUGCCCGGAAUCUAAUCGAUGUCGACCUCGUUGCAGCACAUCUCUUCGAUGUCCUCCCUUCCUCAAGUCCAGCCCCGGAGCUGAUCGUGCUUUCAUUGCAGGAGCUUGCUCCGAUCGCAUACUCCUUUCUAGGGGGCUCAUAUCUACUACCAUACUUUAAUGCGUUUAUCAAGGCUGUCAAGCAAGCGACCGCUAAACAAUGGAACGAAUCUUACGUCACCCUGGUCAAGGACCACAUCGGUAUGACAGGGUUGAUGGUCUUUGCGCGCGCUGAUAUCGCGGACAGGAUAUCAUGGAUCGAUACCGCACAUGUCGGAGUCGGGGUACAGGAAACGGGAAACAAGGGUGCGGUCGGAGCUCGGCUGGGAUAUGUUGUGGACGGACGGUCGUCUCAAACACUGGAUUUGACGUUCGUCGCGGCGCAUCUGGCGCCCAUGGAGGAUGGGUUGGCACAGAGGAACCUCGAUUGGCAGAGUAUCGUCGAGCGGCUGGUGUUUUCGCAUGGACAGACCUCACCUCGGGCAGUGGGAGAUGCCAGCCAAGACACAGACGAGAGUACCUCGCUCCUCAAUGAACGCACUGAGACCUCGUCACAUCACGCACAGCAAAACCUCUUCGCUCCUAAUUCAUACCUCUUCCUCGCCGGAGACCUCAAUUACCGCACGUCCGACAUCAGCCCACUGAAAGAAGAUAUCACCCGCUUCCCCAAGCGCAACGCCGAUCCCAGCAGCCCAUCCCAUUAUUCCCACCUCCUCCAAAAAGACCAGCUCAUCCGCGAGAUGCGUGCAGGCAGGACCUUCCACGGCCUUUCCGAAGCCCCCAUCAACUUCCCCCCAACAUACAAAUUCUCCGACGCAGCGCAGCAAGCUGCCCGACAAGCCCUUGAGAACCCCGACUUGGCCACAGAGUGGAAGUGGUCCUCACACCGGUGGCCCAGCUGGUGCGAUCGCAUCCUAUACCUAGAUGAUGCAGCAGCGUCACGGGGUGCUGGCGAGGGCACUGCACAUCGGACGAUCAAACCCGUCGUGUACGACGCGCUCCCGCUGUUUCCUCACUCGGAUCACCGCCCUGUUGCGCUGGCUGUGAGCGUGCCUCUGAGACCUAUUGCUGCGGAUCACAUGGCUGGCGAUGCGAAUGAUGCGAGCAAGACUGGGGUCGUGGCUUCGUUUGCAAUCGAUCCUACCUGGCGGUCCCGGCGGGACGCGGCGCGGCGCAAGGAAAUAGUCGUCGGUGUUUUGGCGUACCUGGGGUUGACUUGGGAAGGAAAUGGGACGGUGCUUGCGUCUGUGGUGGGACUGGUAGGUGCAUGGGUGGUCCUGAGGUCGAUAUGGGGAGUUUAA